Molecule: messenger RNA, 6101 nt
Organism: Cydia fagiglandana
Lineage: Eukaryota; Metazoa; Arthropoda; Insecta; Lepidoptera; Tortricidae
Product: ABC transporter A family member 4-like
Exons: 33
Coding region: 1-5130 (1709 amino acids)
Biological process (GO): transmembrane transport; lipid transport
Cellular component (GO): membrane; intracellular membrane-bounded organelle
Molecular function (GO): ATP binding; ABC-type transporter activity; lipid carrier activity
Source: RefSeq, a predicted model, not a curated record
AUGACGGUUUAUCCACGGAGGCGAUGGCCAAUACUAGCAGCUCAGACCGUAUUCGCGGGCUGCUUGUUCCUCUUGGCGGUGUUCGCGGCGACGCCUGUAUUCCUCACGCCGCUGCAGGACGCUCCCCAAGCGACCCUGACGUCCGGCGAUAUUAUGACAUCACUCAAUAGGAUGGCCGUGUUGACCACGCCGUUCCUCAUGGCGGUGUUCGCGGCGACGCCUGUGUUCCUCACGCCGCUACAGGACGCUCCCCAAGCGACCCUGACGUCCGGCGAUAUUAUGACAUCACUCAGUGCUGGGACGCAGAGACAACUCGGUAGUGUAUACUAUACAAGUUUGAAAGGAAAACCUGUUUUGAUUUCAGAGUUUUUGACUGGUUCCACUGAACAAGAGCUAAAUGAAAUAUUGUAUGAAAAGUCCAAAGGAAAGGUGUUGAAACAUCACAUUAUUUGGGUCGUGUGGAAAGAAAAGGAGAACAAUACUUGGAAGUUCAGCAUUCGGUCCACAGAACUAGCGCACCUGGCAAAAGUGAACUCCACAGUGACAAGAUCGCUCCCGCGCAACAGACACCUAAUGAGUGGCUUUUUGGCAGUUCAGAUGGCUGUUUCUGAGGAAAUUCUGGCUGUGGAAAGCAAGGAGGGACUGAGACACAGGAUAAAACUGAAAGCGAUGCCAAUAUCCCCUCUAAUGCGGAAGGAGGCGGUGCGGCAGGCCAUGGUGUGGAUCCUUCUGUGCUUCACGGUGGCCUUCAUACCGCCCGUCAUGGAGGUCUCGGCGCUGGUGGUCCAUGAGACCUCCAACCAAUAUAAACAAGCCUUAUGCAUGCGUAACGUAGGCGCCGCCUGCAUCUACCUCGGCUGGCUGUCCUACCUCCACAUGACGACCCUGCCCAUCCUCAUCCCCGCCACGCUGACGCUCAUACUCAUCUUCAGAUGGGUGUGGAUAUUCGUCGCCUUUCUGUUCGUGGCUAUCUAUAUCACUGUGAUGGCUAUGACGGCGUUCAUCAUGUGUAUGUUUCAGAAUAAAUCCCACAUCGCCGCGAUCUGGUCCGCACUGUUCACGGUCCUGCAGCUGUUCCUGGCGGACCUGCUGGUGCACCACGGGUUCGACGGGACCACCAGCUUUACCGUGCUCCUGCACAUACUGCUGCCGCCGCUGGGGCUUGUGCAUGCCUUCCAUGGCUUCGCCCUCCUGGAAACUGGACGUGAGUUUUUGUCAAUAUACGAGAACCAUACUCUGAUCAUCUGGAUCGUUAUGAUCCUCGCGUACUUCGGGUUGCUGAUGCUGCUGCAGCGAACGAUCGGGGGUGACCGCGCAAUAGGAGGCCAGGUGUCCUGGAGAUCCAUCAUCUUCAAGCAGGCUGAGGAUAAGACUAAACUACGCAUGAUUCAUAACCCCCAUGGCAAUGAGCGAGAUCCACUUCAAGAAGUCGAUGAGCUGGUCGCCAAAGCUAUCUCUUUCCAUAACGUGACUAAGAGUAUUAUGGGAACUGCGAUGCUUCGGAGAGUCACCCUAGACGUGUACCGAGGCGAAUACACGCUGUUUUUCGCCGAAAAGAUUCAAGAACGUAUGUUGCAUAGGGUUGAGGAUCUAAUUACUGGUUUAACCCUACCGGAUGACGGUUCGGUGAACAUGUUAGGGAACGAUAUGGCUACUCUUAUAAAAGCAGAUAAGCGCGUGACAGCCAUGCAGGGCAUGCUUGGAUACUGCCACCGCAUGGGUUUCCUUGUUGGUGAGCUUAGCGUGCAAGAAACUUUGCAGUUCUUUAUUCAGCUAUGCCUCUGGGACCAAAGCGACGAAGAAGUCGAAAGUUAUAUCCAUACCCACACUCCAAGAUUGUACAAAGAAAGCGACUUAGAAGAUGUUCGGGAGAUGUAUGUGCGCAAUCUAGGGACCUACUACAAGGCGCAGCUGUGCUGGGCCAUCGCCAUGAUACUGGAACCACGCAUCGUGUUUAUACAAAAUUAUAUUGAUGGUGCAAAAUACAUCUCAGUGAUCAAUGACAAAAUAGUGAAGUACAGAACGCACCUGACGAUUGUGAAGGUCUCGUUCACGACAUCAGCGCUGGAGCAUGCGGACCGCGUGUUUCUCUUUGACCGUAAAGUGCUCGUGUUUGGGGGCUCCCCGGCUUACAUGUUCUUUAAAUAUGGCCGGGAAUACAGAGUACGUAUGACUUUUCGGGUCCGAGGCAGUCUCGACAACGAGAAAGUGGAGGAGUUGGUGGACCGAGCCAUUGAAAUGGGAGGGCAGGUGCGCGCCAACGUAGGCACGCUUCUCAUACUGCGGCUGCCUACCAGCCCCACCGAUGUGACUGCUGAAUUCAUCAAAGAAAUCACUGAAAACGCCAACAAUUAUGGAAUCACUUCGCUGAACAUCAGCCUGCCGGAUAGCGAGGAGAUUCAUAAAAGGGCUAUAAAUGAUUCAAGAAGGCAAUUAAUGACUUAUACUGGUUAUGGUGGUUACUCUGAGCGGGCCCUUAGAGAAUUAACAAAACCGAAACUGUGGAAACGUAAGAAAUCCCCGUGUCUGACAAUAACCCUGCUAAAACAGACUGUGUGGAAAUACGUCUCUUUCUACAUACAUUAUAGAUUGUUUCUGAUCAUCACGAUGUUAUCAGCGAUAGUGACAGGCGCCAUAAUCGGCGUGUACCUCUCGUACCAACUGAAUGAGAUGGAAACAAUUAUAUCCUCGUCUCGUCUGCUCGGUGAGAAGAUGACCGUAGAGGCCAUGCAUCAAAGCACUACGCUCGUGCUUAGGGUGUACAAGUCGGAUGAUGCCAUCUCUGUCGCCACUGGUUAUGUCAUGUCAACUACCGGAGCCACACCUGCGGAGACGGAAAACAUGUUUUACACAGCCUUACCGCACACUGAAAGCUCGACCGAGUACUUGAUGCUGCGAGCGAUUGACUCUCCUCAGAGCUACGUGUACGCGUACGCAUACGGCAUGAUAUUGGAGGACGAACGUGGAACCCUAGAUAUCCACGUGUUAUACAGCCCGAUCCAUUACGACACCGCUGCAGCGGCGCGGUCCCUGGCCCGUGUGUACAUGGCCCUCUUGCGACACUACACCAAAAGACUUGACGCGGAUAUUGAGGUGACAGACGACCCGCUCGUGCUGGACUCUUCUCCGACUCAGAAGAAAACAAAGGUCCCACCGCUCGUUAUACACUUCAUGUUGAUUAUAACCAUCGCACACAUAACCUUGCUGCCUUCCAUGGAACAUGGUCUUAUAAGGCACAUGCAGGUGCACGCAAUGAAUUUCUCCCCAGUACGCUACUGGUUCUCUCUGUUCUGCUGCGACAUCAUCCUCUACUGGACCCUGGUGUUCAUCAUCACGACGGUUCUCUUCUGCGUCAUGUACUGGGUGGCGCCGGUGCAUUUCUUGCACAGGGAUUUGAUCGUGAUCCCAUUCAUGCUCAUAAUGUAUGGCUUUAGUUGCGUGCCGCAAGCGUACCUCUUCAGUUUGGGACCCAGUGGGGCUUUAAAUUCUAUGUCCUUCGUCAUAUUCAACAUCAUUUUCGGUGAAGCCUCAGUAAUAAGCCAGUUUAUAAAAGGCGGCGCGUUCGCCUACGCCGAGAAGGGUCUCAGCCUCUCCCCGCAGUACAACGUGGCCAACGCUUUCGUUCGGAUUACGAAGAUCUUUGUCUACAAUAGCGAGUGUGUCAUCUUUAAAUCCAAGAAGUUCUGCAAAUCGAAUGUACUGCAUAAAUGUUGCAAAAAGUGUGGAAUAAUGGAAGGCUGUUUCGAGCGCAUAGCCUAUCUGUCAAAAGCCGGCAUCCUCGACGAGAUUCUCUGGACCAUCUACCACUCCAUCAUCUUCAGCAGUCUCCUCAUCAUUUGGGAGUACAGGGUGAUCCAGCGGUUAUGUUACUACGCUCGGAAACGAUGUUCUCCUCCAGAAGAGCCUCCUAUAAUGAUGGAGGCGUCGGCGUCGGGAAGUACGCAGGAGAGGGGGGAUGUCGAGGCGAAAAGCAGGCAGAUGAAGCAAAAAAGGAUUAGUAGGGAUAUAAAAACAGACACAUUCGGUGAAAACCUCUUAGUGAACAAUCUAUCUAAGAGAAUCAACGGAGUUUAUAAACUCUCCCACAUAUCCUUCGGGAUCGGAAAGGGCGAGGCUCUGUCCCUCGUCGGGCAGUCUAGGGCUGGUCGGCUGGAUCUCUGUGAGAUAUUAGCUGGGUUUAAGAUGCCGAGUUCUGGGACGAUCAGUGCUAUGUCGAGGUGGUCACUCACGAUCGAUCCACAUAAGUAUUCUCGCAACGUCGCGUUCAGCUGCUUCGAGUACUGCCCCAUGCCUCCUUGGAUGACUGUGUACGAUUCCUUGUGGAUGAUGGGCGUGUUGCGCGGCAUCCCGCAGCGUUACAUCCACGAGGAGGUCACCAAUCUCCUGAACGCCAUAGAACUCGACGACGCUUCAAACGUGAACGUAUUACGGCUACACCAGAAUGAGAAGACGCGGCUAAACUUCGCCGUGGCCGUGAUCGGGGCGCCGCCUGUUCUCGUCCUAGACGAGUUCACGGCGUACCAGCAGUACUCCGUCGACCGUGCCAUGUUCUACAUACUGUACCAUCUGAGGAAACAGGGACACGCGCUACUAGUUAGUUCAGCUAGCAUCGAGAACCACAUGGCCGUGACCAACCGUCUCGGGAUCCUCCUCGGCGGGCAGCUGGUCGACGUAGACCACAUUGACGCCCUAGUGGCGCGCUACAGCUCGGAAGGCUACACGGUGGUGGUACAUCUGAAGGACGAGGUCGAUAUAGAAGCCAUAUUUGGUCGACAUUUCCAGAACUUCAGCGUCAACGAUGUCUCUGGUGUUUUAGCAAGCGUGCAAGUCAAAGAUUCACUAAACUACGCCGAGAUAUUUGGUAAAAUGGAGGAGCUAGUACAAGCAAACCAGACAGUAUAUUCCUACGUUAUCACCGUCACUGCCAUGGACUACAUUUACAGCGCCAUCUUGGAAGGUCAUAAGGUCCAAAUCACUCCUGACCAGUACUACUGGCCUUGUCUAAAGUUCUUAUCAAGGAAGAAGAAGAAGGCAGACUUACAGAAGUUAUUAGAAUUGGAGAAGUUUCAGAAAAAGUAUGAUAUCGUUACGUUGAAGGAGUUGCCGUGGUCUGUGAUAUUUCGAAGAUAAUUCUAGAAAGAAAGGCUUUAUUUCAAUAGUGGCUUAACCAAGUGCUUAAUGGAGGCUUUUGACGUUGCUUUUUAAGCUCAAGCAGUUCAGUUAUCCCUAGAUUGAUGAAUGUUAUUUCGCUGGAAGUAGGUACUUUCUUAUUUAAAGCCAUUCCCACCACAACCUCUAUCACGGUGUGACUUAUUGCAAUAGGCAUUCGAAAAUUCUAACUCUAGUCAAAACUUCACCAACACAUUACUCGUGAGUGGGAUGGCAAUAAGUGUAUUCGGGUAAUUCCGAAUGUCGAAAACUGUCGGAUAAUUCCGAAAAGAGACUUUUAUUAAGAUGAAAUUUUGGGUGAUUUUCAUCUGAAUUUCGGAAUUAUCCGACAUUCGAAAUUACGCGAAUACACCUUAGGUUUAGGUAUAUUGCACAAGCGACAAAGACAGAUGCCCGUGUUUUUUUGGUCGAAGGCCCUAUUUAUCUAGAAUUCUAGAUAGUUUUGUUGUUAAGAAUAAGACAAUAAUUUUAAGUUUCUGUUAGAGUGCAGUUGUUUUGUUAAGUUCCAUACCGUUUUUUAUUAUUUGAAUUCGUGAAGAUGCUCCAUUUUUCAGAUGUAGUGCAUAUUGUUUUCCAUCGUAUUUUCUUGGAAACGUUCGUAUUUGUCCUGCUACUUCCGUCAACGUCAGUACUUUUUGUCCCGAGACUGACAGAAAUAGCAAGACACGUUCGUUCGUUUCCGUGAAAAUAAGAUGGAAAAUAAUUAUGCACUACUUAUAUCUGUAGAAUUACUAAGCUAUGUUAUUAUUAUUAUGUGCCGCAUACAAAAAUUACAGAUCGUGUGAUCAAAUUGGGGCAAUCGAACUAUCAUUUCAGUACCAGACCGGCUAGCAUGAGCUGCGUUACAUACCUACUCGUCCUACUCCAUACUUGAAGUCGCGCUAAGUCUGCGAAAUCGACGCCACACUCGCGUUCGCGGCUUCGCGCCACGA